AUGGCGCCCCCCGCGACGCCCGACGACCCCCACGCGCUGUACCGCGGCGUCCCCCCACGCGUCGCCAAAGUGCGCGCCAUCUCGUCGUCUGACCGCCUCUUGCGGCCCACGCAGGCGUCGCUCGCAGCCUCCCGAACAAAAGUACUGACGGGCAAAGACAAAGCGCGGGCCGACGCGCGCGAGCAGGCGCAGAAACGGCGUCGACUGGCGCGCGUGGCGAAGGAAAACGGCCGUCUGACGGUCCCCCAGUCGCCCAAGUUCCGCUCGCUGAAGACGGCGACGCCGCGUUCGCGGGCCGAUCUGUUGACGCGCACGUCGCGGGAGCUCCUGGAGAUCGCAGCGAUCCGCAAACGAGUGCAGGCGCAGAAGCGCAAGACGCAGAGGUACCACGACGCGACGACGCACAGCGCUGCGCCCGGCAAGAGCGACCAGUUCUCGAGAGCGCUGUCGGCCAGCGGCGGCGUCGGCGUCCCAGCGGUUCGACGGCCAAAGCUCACGACGCCAGUGGGCUUUGCAUUUGAGAUUGACAAGCGCGCAGCUCGAGCUGAAGCGCGCAGGAGCUUGAAGCGGAAGAGCGGCGACGUGCGGUCGUCGUCGUCGUCGUCGUCACGGGUGAAGGAGCGCAAGGGAGAGCAGGUGGACGAGCACAAGAGAGAGCAGGUGGACGAGCGCAAGAAAGAGCAGGUGGACGAGAAGGUGAAUGUCAUUGGUGUUGUCGAGGAGGAGGAGGAGGAGGAGGAGAGUGAGGACGUUGACAAGGAGAGACGUAAACGGCGUCGACUGUCGACGGUAGCAGCGUAG
Messenger RNA from Hyaloperonospora brassicae, 801 nucleotides. The record is from the annotation of a GenBank genome assembly. Lineage: Eukaryota; Oomycota; Peronosporomycetes; Peronosporales; Peronosporaceae.